Nicrophorus vespilloides is the source of this 1914-nucleotide messenger RNA. RefSeq names its product actin-like protein 6A (gene Bap55). Bases 163 to 1464 code for a protein of 433 amino acids. Lineage: Eukaryota; Metazoa; Arthropoda; Insecta; Coleoptera; Silphidae. The transcript has 4 exons. Gene Ontology annotation, cellular component: SWI/SNF complex; NuA4 histone acetyltransferase complex. Gene Ontology annotation, biological process: nervous system development; regulation of transcription by RNA polymerase II. Gene Ontology annotation, molecular function: chromatin binding. The record is from RefSeq and is a predicted model, not a curated record.
UUCUAGCGACGCUCAGAAACUGUCACCAGAUGCGGUUGACCUAACCUCAAAAGUGCGGCUUGUAGUGUAACAUUGUUGUUGUUGUUUACAGUGCUGAAGAACGUUGUCGUUGCUUGUACAGGAGGGUGGUAGAGACGAGCGAGUAUAGGAAGAGAGGAUAGGAUGUCGGGAAUGCUGUACGGGGGCGACGAGAUCGGGGCGUUGGUUUUCGACCCGGGACACCACUCGCUGCGGGUCGGAUAUGCACAGGAGGACACGCCGAAAGCGGAAAUACCCGCGAUCGUCGGCGUCGCUCCAGACGGUGGCCCCAAGCUCGAACCGGAGGUGAAAGUCGAGGGAAGCGGUGGAAGCAGUAGCAGCAUCAACGCCUCGCAACCACCGACCUCUGCAGCAGCUUGGAAGUAUUACAUUGAUACGACGUUCCUGCAUACCCCCAGACAGAAUAUGGAGUUGCAUCCUUACAUGAAAGAUGGAAUGAUUGAGAAUUGGGAUUUUUUCGAGAAGGUCAUCGACUACUCAUACGCAAAGAUCAUACAGUCAGAGUCCGAGUAUCAUCCGGUGCUGUUCUCAGAGUCUCCGUGGAACCAGCGGCCGAAGAGGGAAAAGCUGAUGGAGAUCAUGUUCGAAAAGUAUAAGGUGCCCGCGUUCUUUUUAGUGAAGAACGCCGCGUUGGCCGCUUUCGCGAACGGUCGAUCAACCGCACUGGUCAUCGACAGCGGUGCCACACACACCUCAGCGGUACCCGUCCUGGACGGCUACGUUAUCUCCAACGCCGUCGUCAAGUCUCCGCUCGGCGGUGAUUACCUAGUGCUGAGGGCGCGCGAACUCCUCGAGGCGCAGGGUAUCGACCUGACGCCUGCCUCGAUGAUCGCGAGCAAGGAGGUCGUAAGGGAUAAGGAUAAGGCCAAGUACGUGAAGAAACCGAUUUCGUUUGCUCCGACCAACAGUUGGAUGGCGUACAUGUCGAAGCGCACCAUUCAGGACUUUCAGCAGACGGUGCUGCAGGUAUCGGAGACGCCGUACGAGGAGCGUGUGGCAAGCGCAGUUCCCGCCGUUCAUUACGAGUUUCCCACCGGUUAUCACCAGGAUUUCUCAUCGGAACGAUUUCGGCUCGCCGAAGGACUAUUUGAUCACGCGAUGCUCGGUGCCGGUUACAUCGCUUCGACGAGUGCCGGAAUGUGCGACGUCGAUGUGAGGCCGGCCCUGUACAGUUCGGUAGUCCUGACAGGCGGAAAUUCUCUGGUGCAAGGAUUCAGCGAUAGGCUGAGCAGGGAUCUGUCGUUGCGGACGCCCGGUUCGAUGCGUCUGAAAAUGAUAGCAGCCAAUGGGACCGUAGAACGGCGGUUCGGUGCCUGGGUUGGAGGCUCAAUUCUCGCCUCCAUCGGUACAUUCCAACAGAUGUGGGUCUCGAUGCAAGAGUACCAAGAGUCUGGAAAAGUUCAGAUCGAUAGAAAGUGCCCUUAAACAAAACAACAACAAUGAUGAUGAUGAUGAUUACACCGAUAUUCGAAGAGGAGGAGAAGACGAAGAUGAUGAUUAAAACACACCACACAGACAUACACACAUUCUGACAGACAAAUUCAAACACACACACACAUAUAUAUAUUUAUUCUUCCUCUUCGUUUUCUUUUCUAGCUCCUUCUUUUUAACGCGCGAGUGACUAAGAAUGAAUGAAGAGACACGCAUAGAUUCUAAGCGAUUGAAAUCGAAUACGUUUGUUUUUUUAUUUGUAUUAUUUAUUAGUUUUUAAGGGAUAAUAAGUGACAAAGAGAGAGAGAGAAAUGAUGAUACGAAUUGCGCGAUGUGCACGUAAGUGAGAAAGAAAGCGUGAGAGAUAGAGACAGAGAGAGAGAGUAACAAUAUUGAUAAUAACAAAUAAUGAUGAUGAUAAUAUUAGAGAAAUAUUACUAUUAU